This is a messenger RNA of Tripterygium wilfordii, 1271 nucleotides long. Its product is annotated as acyl-protein thioesterase 2-like. The record is from RefSeq and is a predicted model, not a curated record. The transcript is spliced from 10 exons. The coding region runs from base 183 to 956 and encodes 257 amino acids. Gene Ontology annotation, molecular function: hydrolase activity. NCBI's taxonomy places the organism in Eukaryota, Viridiplantae, Streptophyta, Magnoliopsida, Celastrales, Celastraceae.
UCAUGGGAAAUCCAGGUGGGUUUUAGGCAAGCUGGUUUACACAUUGCAUAUUCACCGAUUCUAUUCCAUUUUCACACUAUAAAUACGCAUUGUCUUUCUGGGUUUUCUUCAUUGCGGCAAGCGCUUCUUUUCAAGUCCUUGUUAUAGGUUGGGUUGCUUCUGCCUGCUCUUCAACCACUAAAAUGAGCUAUUCACAACACUCCAUGGGUUCUGGCAGUAGAACAGCUAGAAGGACGUUCGAGUUUGGAAGGACACAUGUGGUGAGGCCCAAAGGGAAACAUCAGGCAACUAUAAUUUGGUUGCAUGGUCUAGGUGAUAAUGGCUCAAGCUGGUCCCAGCUUUUGGAAAGCCUUCCUCUUCCUAAUAUUAAAUGGAUUUGCCCAACUGCCCCUACUCGUUCUGUGGCGAUACUUGGUGGAUUUCCUUGCACUGCAUGGUUUGAUGUGGGAGAGCUUUCAGAAGAUGUUCCAGAUGAUUGGGAAGGUUUAGAUGCAUCUGCAGCGCACAUUGCAAACUUGUUGUCUGCUGAGCCAGCUGAUGUUAAAGUUGGAAUAGGAGGUUUCAGCAUGGGUGCGGCGACAGCCCUCUACUCUGCAACUUGCUUUGCUUCGGGGAGAUACGCCAAUGGCAACCCAUACCCGGUGAACCUGAAGGCAGUUGUUGGCCUGAGUGGCUGGCUUCCAGGAGCAAGCAACAUAAAGAAAAAAAUAGAAGGAUCACACGAGGCAGUGAGACGUGCUGCAAGCUUACCCAUUUUGCUAUGUCAUGGAACUUCUGAUGAAGUAGUCCCACAUCACUAUGGAGAGAAAUCUGCCAACUCCUUGAAUGCAGCAGGAUUUCGGCACAUCACAUUUAAAUCCUAUGAUGGGCUUGGUCAUUACACGGUCCCUAAAGAAAUGGAUGAGGUCCGGAAUUGGCUCACUGCAAGGUUGGUUCUUGAUGGUUCUCGAGCAUAAUGUAACGCAAAAUCAGUAUCUACUUGGAGCUUGUGAGGAAGAACUGGGAACAAUAACAGUAAAAGAGAAAAUAAUGCAUAUGUAAGAGUAGGUAGCUAGUAAGGUGGCUCAUGGGGUAUGUGGUAUAGAGAAACUAUUCCCCUUUGCUUGUCUAGCGCUAGUCCUAAAAAUAAAGAUUGGAGGUCUCACAUUUCUCUUGUAAAACAUGUAGAGUAUUUGGUAUUCAAUUUUACUCCUAGAGCAUUUUAAUUUGUACUACCUGAUAUGAUAUUUUAAUCUAGUAAAGUUUUGAUUCUCUCUCGUGCUUGUGGGGCC